Messenger RNA from Episyrphus balteatus (marmalade hoverfly), 1003 nucleotides. RefSeq lists its product as uncharacterized. Lineage: Eukaryota; Metazoa; Arthropoda; Insecta; Diptera; Syrphidae. The record is from RefSeq and is a predicted model, not a curated record. The transcript is spliced from 2 exons. The coding region runs from base 108 to 977 and encodes 289 amino acids.
AUAAAAGCCAAGUAUCAAACAAUAACUCUAUUAGUUAUAUUUUUUAAUUGAGUGUGGUCAUAUGCAAAGAACUACUAUUUUCAUUUCUAUUUGAAUAAAACAGCGCCAUGGAACAGCUUUUGGUAGCACUUCUGGCAGUGGCCACAACAUUGACUUCAUCGGGAGUAGCUGGGAGUGUUUUGCAUGGAAUUCCUGGCGGACCUGGAGCUUAUCCACAGUUGAUACCUUAUGAAGUUGCCUAUUCGAAUGUACAUUCACCACUCCUGCUGUCACAACUUCAUGGCUUGAGUAUUGAUGAAGCUUUAACAGCUGCUAGGAAUAAUGAAGCUCUUGCUGUAGCUGGCAAUGGACAUGAACAUAUUCCUGCACCGGUAGUUGAAAAUUCAGCGGAAGAAGCUGACAAAAGUCGGCUCAUAACACAGGAACAAUUGUACGCGCAAAUUUUUGGAGGUCCUCCGGGGUCUUCUGAGGGUAGUAAUGCAAUCGAAGAGGUACCAGCAUCGUCACCAACAACGGUAGUCGAAAGUGCACCAUCAUCUCAGGGAUCAGAAAUUUCAGUCUCAGAUCUACAAGAACCUCAAACGUUACCAGAACUGCCUCCAACUCCGAUAUCGAUAGCUCCAGACCAAAAUGAGUCAUUAGCACUUCCUGAAGCUAUACCCACUAAAAGUAUUGGUGAAGUUAUCAUCAAAGCAGAAGAAGGCAAAGUCCAAAUGCAAGCAUCUCUUGUGUCAGGCGGUGAGAAUAGAGUCCAUGUUUCAGUUGGAGACGUUCCCAGCCUCGUUACUGAUUCGGUUCCAGUAAUAAUUCCAGAAUUAUUACCCACAAAAAGCACAAAAUCACACGGUGUAGCCAAUGUAAAUGUUAACGUGAAUGUAAAUGUGAAUGGAGACGGAACCGGAAGUGUAAUUAAUUCAACUUCUGUUGCAGAUAUUAUUGCACCAAUUAAAACGGGACAACACAAAAAGUGUGAUUAAAUAAUUAAAUUUUUGUUUAUCUUUUU